UUGUGUCAUCCAUCCAUUUUCUGUAGCUGCUUGUCCUAUUCAGGGUCACAGGAGUCCAGAGCCGAUCAGCACAAGGCAGGAAAUAACCCAGGAUGGUAUGGAACCCAUCACAGGGCACACUCACAUACCACAGGGAGGACAUACAAACUCCACACACAUAAAGCUAGGGUGGAGACUUGAACCCUGGUCCCAGAGGUCUGAAGCAACAGUCUGAGCCACUGGGCCACCCAAUCAGUGCACCUGGCACCAGCCCUCACCUGCUCUGACUCUUAUUCGUCCAUAUGCACAAAUCAGAGGCAAGAGUUUCCACGUAUCAGGUACCUUUAUAUUUACAUGUGAAAGAAUUAAUUAACUUCUGCAUGUCUUUUUGUAGGAACUAACCAUUUUAGCGCAGACCUGAACUACCAGUGUACUUCGUAAUCGCUACAGCCCAGUACACAGAAAAUGGUGACGCAGCGCUACAAAACUGUGACGCAAAAGCGAAAGCGACGAUCUAGAGAAGUCGCAGUCGGGGCGCCGCUACCAUGCUCACCUUCGGCUUGACCAUAAUCCGGCAUGGAGAAACCCAAUACAAUAAGGACAAGCUUCUCCAAGCGCAGUCUCCUCCGUGGACUCGCAGGGCAGGGCGUAGAUGCACCCCUGUCCGACGCGGGCAGGCAGCAGGCUGUGGCUGCGGGGCGCUACCUCAGGCAGCUGAAGUUCACCAAUGUGUUUGUCAGCGAUCUGCAGCGGGCCAGGCAGACCGCCGACAUCAUCCUCAGACACAACUUGCAUAGCUCCGAUGUUGAAAUCGUCUCUGACCCUUUGCUCAAGGAGCGGAGUUUUGGGAUUGCAGAGGGACGUCCAGUGGAGGACCUGAAGAACAUGGCCAGGGCAGCUGGUCUAUCCUGCCCAGAAUUUACCCCGCCUGAGGGAGAGACUCCAGAGCAGGUCAAGCUACGCAUCAAAGCUUUCAUGGAGACCUUGGUCUGCCGCAUGGCCGCAGAGCACUGCAGCAACGGGCAGCUGGGUCCCGAGCUGCAAGGGCCCCCCACCGGCCUUCCUGAUGACGGCAUCCGGGCUCUGGCCCCCCACGCCUUGGUGGUCAGCCAUGGCGCCUACAUGCGCGUGGCAGUGCGCUACCUGGUGGAGGACCUGCACUGCGGCGUGCCAUGCAACGCCAAGCUCUCCCACAUGUUCUCUGCCUGCCCCAAUACGGGCAUGUGCCGCUUCGUUGUCACGCUGCCCGCCAGCAAGCCACACCUGCCGUCCGCCGCCAUCCGCUGCAUCUUUGUCAACAGGAAGGACCAUCUGAAGGCCGCCAAGGAGGAAGUGUAGCAGCAGCGAGUGAAGACUGGAUUUACCCAGAAUCCUCUGGGAGAAAGUGGUGCAUACCUCACUCUAGUGAAGAUCUUAUUUAUUUGAACUCCUGUAUUGUUCUUAUACAGGCAUGUAAUUAUCAAUAACAAAUGAAAACCCCAUUUAAAGGGGUGUGCAGUUGCCGUCCGUUAAAUUUUAAGGAAUUUCCAUCCCCACUACAAAGCAAUAUAAACGUGAUUAUUAAUACGUCAUAAUUGUGUUUGCACGUUUAUAAGGUAUUUCAACUGUCUACGGAUGUUCAAAUAGCGCUUCCUGACGUAAGCUCUAGAUCACCAAAAACUGGAUGGAUGCAUGGAUGGAUGGAUGAGUGAAUGGAUAGAAAAGCAUUUUAAAUGCAACCUGCAGCAUUAGCUGUGUCGAUGCACUGAAAGUUUUCGUUUUUAAUGCAGUGCUAAUGAGAAUCAGCCAGUUAGGCAAUUUUGCCAAAGGUGGCAUCUCUGUGUUUGUUUUAUUUUCGACAAGAAAAAAGUAUUAACUUAUUUAUGUGGAGGACAAUACUUGCACAUUUUACUGUAAUAAAUGUUCAUUUGUGUUCUUAAA
Molecule: messenger RNA, 1899 nt
Organism: Brienomyrus brachyistius
Lineage: Eukaryota; Metazoa; Chordata; Actinopteri; Osteoglossiformes; Mormyridae
Gene: tigarb
Product: TP53 induced glycolysis regulatory phosphatase b
Exons: 6
Coding region: 556-1317 (253 amino acids)
Biological process (GO): fructose 1,6-bisphosphate metabolic process; regulation of pentose-phosphate shunt; positive regulation of DNA repair
Cellular component (GO): cytosol
Molecular function (GO): fructose-2,6-bisphosphate 2-phosphatase activity
Source: RefSeq, a predicted model, not a curated record